GACCGCUGCGGCUCGUGGAGAAGCCGUCCUCAGAAACCCUAAAAUUCGUGUUUUGUAUCUGUGUUUUUCGUUAGCUGUUUGCCUUUUGAUUUCAUUGCGGAAAUGGCUGAUUCUCAUCGCAAAAGGUACUCUCGAUCUCCUUCCCCCUGGAGAGCUCCUUCAAGGUCAAGAUCGAGGCCCAGGUCUAGAUCCAGAUCAUGGUCAAGGCCAAGGUCUCAAAGUCGUGGAAGAUCAAGGUCGAGAAGUCGUGGGAGGGAGAAUGCCCUUAACCCUGGGAAUACGCUUUAUGUCACCGGUCUAUCUGCGAGGGUCACUGAAAGAGACCUUGAAGAACACUUUUCCAAGGAGGGCAAGGUAGCUUCUUGUUUCCUUGUGGUUGAACCACGAACACGAAUUUCCCGGGGUUUUGCAUUUGUCCAGAUGGACAAUGUUGAUGAUGCUAAUCGGUAUGUUAAGCAUCUCAACCAGUCAAUUCUAGAAGGUCGAUAUAUAACUGUGGAGAAGUCACGGAGGAAACGGCCAAGAACUCCAACGCCUGGACACUAUUUGGGGUUGAAAAACACCAGAGACUCUGGCUACCGUGAUGAUCGAGGAAGGUACCGUGGUGGCUCUCUUCGUGAUGACUAUGGGUAUCGUCGGUCUCCAAGACGCUCACCAUAUCGGGGUCCUCGAGAGUACUCCCCUCGACAUUCCCCCCUUUAUGGUGGAAGAUCAAGGAGGGAUCACUCCAGGUCGCCUCCUUACUCCCCGUACGGCAGCCCGGAUAGGAGGUAUCCUCGUGGCUCCAGGUGAGGCAUCUUUUAAUGUACCUUUUUUUUUGUGCUGUUAAAGACGACUGUGGUUGGUUUGUUUUAAGUGUAGUCGAAAAUUUGUUUGUACCUCGUAGUUUCAAGCAGUCCAUCUGGCUGAUGGACUGAAUUGAAGAAAAUAGGACGUCGUUAAUUAGUAACUACGA
Messenger RNA from Cucurbita moschata (crookneck pumpkin), 955 nucleotides. RefSeq names its product serine/arginine-rich splicing factor SR45a-like. The transcript is spliced from 8 exons. Gene Ontology annotation, cellular component: spliceosomal complex. The record is from RefSeq and is a predicted model, not a curated record. NCBI's taxonomy places the organism in Eukaryota, Viridiplantae, Streptophyta, Magnoliopsida, Cucurbitales, Cucurbitaceae. Gene Ontology annotation, molecular function: RNA binding. The coding region runs from base 103 to 792 and encodes 229 amino acids. Gene Ontology annotation, biological process: positive regulation of mRNA splicing, via spliceosome.